Folsomia candida is the source of this 2537-nucleotide messenger RNA. RefSeq lists its product as uncharacterized. NCBI's taxonomy places the organism in Eukaryota, Metazoa, Arthropoda, Collembola, Entomobryomorpha, Isotomidae. The transcript is spliced from 5 exons. Bases 28 to 1434 code for a protein of 468 amino acids. The record is from RefSeq and is a predicted model, not a curated record.
GAGGGUAAACUUUUCACAGAUGACGCAAUGCAGUUGAUUAUACCUACAAAACAUGGUGUUCUGAUGUCGGAUGAAGAACUUGCACAGUGGAUUUUGGAUCUCAGCAGCAACAGAAACAAGUUAGGUGCUAGAAGACGUCGUUAUAAUUUCGACGAUCAAACUGACGUGGACAAGGACGACUACCCAAAUCUUGUCGGAUUCUCUAAAAUUCAGUUUAACUCGCUGCUAGCAGAAAUAUCAGGCCAUGUACAUAACAGUGUCAACCGAAGUGUCCGAAAUGCGUUGGCCAUCUUCCUUAUGCUGCUUCGCCACAAUUUGGCUCAGAAAGUGCUGGGCAGUCUUUUUGGAAUCCCCAAUCAAUCAUGCGUGAGUGAGACCAUUGAUGCAGUCGCUACAGCGCUGGACAACCAUUUUGUCAAGAAAUACCUCGGUUUUGAACACUUGUCCCGUGAAGCAGCCCUUCGUGACCACUCUCGUCCAAUAUACUCGAAGCUAUUUAAAGAAGAAGACCCAACUAAGCUGUUUCUUAUCAUGGAUGGAACCUAUAUUUAUAUUGAAAAGCCGGCCGACUUUCACCUGCAGAAACUAACUUAUUCUGGGCAGAAAAAACGCAAUUUAAUCAAACCAUUUAUGAUAGUUCUUCCGUCAGGGUAUAUCUUGGCUGCGUGUGGUCCUUAUUAUGCAAAUGGUGCGAAUAACGACGCUGGGAUCUUAAAAUCCAUCCUGUCGGAGCUGCCACCUGAUUCACCUUACUUGAAACCGGGCGAUCACCACAUUCUGGACAGGGGAUUCAGAGACGUGAUUCAGACUCUUCUUCGCCUUGGACACCUCACACAUAUGCCAGAACUACUAGACACCGAUGAUAAACAAUUCACCACUUCGCAAGGAAAUGAGUCAAGACGGGUCACGUUGGUUAGAUGGUUGGUGGAGGCAGUAAAUGGAAGAAUCAAGAAAAAGUUAAAAUUAUUUCGAGAGACAGUUCCAGGAGGAUACCUUGAGAAGCUGCCCAUGUUGUUCAGAAUUGGUUGCGCCCUUAUUAACUGUUUCUGCCCUCCUCUCUCCACCCACUCACCCAAGCAUGAUAAGAUAGCCGAACGAGCAUUGGAACUUGCUGACCGGGAGAAUUUACUACAAAAGCGAGUGGAGGACGAGGAGAUGGAUCGCCGGACUAAGGAAUGGAAGACGGCCUCUCUGAAAGAAUUUCCAAAAUUCCCGAAGCUUAACGUUGACGAUCUGGAAGACAUAACCCUUGGAGUGUAUCAGAUUGGAUUGGCCAAGAGAUACGCUAAUCUGCACAUGAAAAAUUCUCCAAUCUUUGAAAUUAAACUGAAUUCAGAAUUUCCAAACAUCGUGCGAGCCAAGAUUGAAUCAAGGUUUACAGCCAAUAAAGCCCACGAUCUAUGGAUCGAAUAUUCUUCCGACCCCAGAGGUUAAAGGUGCUGACGCAAUAAUUGGUUUCUACUGUAAAUGCAAACAAGGCGCUCGGACAUUGGGAUGUUGUGCACAUAUUUGCACAAAGGUGCUGUGGUACUUGGGUUAUCAGAGGUACCAAAACCCAACAACAAUUAACGUUCGGAAAAGAAAACUGGAAAUUAUUAACGCCGGAAAACCUUAAUCGGAGGAGGAGGAAUCGGAGGAUUAUCAUUAAGGCAGUUUUUGGUCAGGUUAUGCAUAUACAUUUAUUUCUUCUAAUCUGGUAAUGACUCACAAUUUUAGAUCAUCUAUAAGUACGGCAUAAUUUGGGAAGGCACAUGAGUACUAUGAUUGAUUUCGUAGUUUGCAAUCCCAACCGUACUUAUAAAUGCAUGUUAGGCGAAUUAAACUAAUAUUAAUAUUGCGUAUUGUUUUUUUCAGGUUUCAUUGAGUUACAAUUUUUUUGUGUUGUGUACAUUUUCAUGGAUGUAUGUAUGUAUUCCAGUGUAAAGUUAUGAUGCUGUAGAAAAAUAAAAUCUGAGUUGUAUUGUAUAUAUGUACGAAUUAUAAUCUGUCAAAUUAUAAAUAUACAAUAUAUAUAUGUAAUACUCAAAAUUGCAACGAAAACCGAAAUGAAUAACGAGCAUUGUUGAGUACCUCAAAUGCGGCUGCAAAUAUGUACAUAUUGCUUUCUCGCUUAAUCUUCCAUGAUUUGUUACCACACAACUAAAAAUAAUAAUUAAUAUCGGGGGCCCAGCAUUUUGCAUUGUAAUCAAUGAAAAAUAAUGCAAAGGGGCCCACGGUUACCAUCAAGUUCGAUCAGUGUCUUUACGGUGGGUUUCUUUAUUUCCCGUAAGGUGAGACAUGGUGAAAAAAGCCAUGGCCAUUCGCCUCACUUCACCAUGUCUCACCUUACGGGAAAUAAAGAAACCCACCGUAAAUUUGUCGUGAGGCCGGUGAUAGGUUCCGUGUGUGGGGUAAUAGUAAAACUUAAUAAGCCACUCAUUCAAUAAGUUUUACAAGAACGAAUGAACAAGCAAAACGAGUACUUUUCAAUGAGAAAUUGACACUAGUACAAUGGAUUAUCGAGGAAAAAACAUGCGUAUAUCGUGCAUAUUAAACUG